AUGUUUAAUCUUGUCGGCAGAAGCUUGACAUUUUCUGUGUUCAAAACAACAUCGGUUCAUAGAUUAUUUCCUCGCACAUCAUAUUCGUCACAAGCAGCAUCAGAUAACUCAUUCACAGUUUCUUACCUCAUAGACUCAUGCGGAUUCCCUCCAGACAAGGCGAUUUCAGCUUCCAAAUGCUUACACAUCCAAACCCCAGAUCGAGCAGACUCUGUGAUAGCAUUUUUCAAGAAUCAAGGGUUCACAGAAACCCAAAUAUCUCAUUUAGUGCGAAAGUUUCCGAGGGCUCUCGCAUGUAAUCCCCAAAUAAACCUUUUUCCCAAAUUUGAGUUCUUACGUUCUGUAGGACUUUCAGAUUCUGAUAUUGUCAAGAUACUAAUUGCAAGACCCAAAUUCCUUCGUAAAAGCUUGAAGAAUAGUAUAGAACCUACCUUUAACUUACUUAGAGAUUUACUCCAAUCUAAUGAAAAAACUCUUCUUGCAAUCAGGAGGUGUGCGUGGGUCUUGGAUUUGGAUACCCGAGCAAAUGUGAUUCCAAAUAUGCAAUUAUUGCGUGAUGUUGGUGUGCCUGGAUCAAAGAUGCUGUCUGUAUUAACUUACCACCCUAGAGAUAUUUCAGAUAAUAAAGAACAGUUCAAAAUGGCCGUGGAAGAAGUUGUGGAAAUGGGCGUUGAUCCUUUGAAAACAAAUUUCAUGUCAGCUGUUCACGCACUUAGGUCAAUAAGCAAGUCCAAUUGGGAGAAGAAGAUGGAGACUUAUGAGAAAUGGGGUUUGUCUAAAGAGCAGAUCUUGCUAGGUUUUAGGACUAAUCCAUGGUGUAUGAUGAAAUCGGAGGAGAAAAUCAAUAAAGUGAUGGAUUAUCUUGUUAAUAAGAUGGGGUUUGAGGCAUCCAUUGUUGCAAAUAAUUCUGUGCUUAUUUCAUUGAGUAUGAAGAAAAGGAUUAUUCCAAGAUGUUUGGUUUACCAAUAUUGUUUGGACAAUGGAUUGAUAGAAGGUAAGAAUGAAUGUGGUUUCUGCUGGUGGUUGAAGUCUUCUGAUAAUAUAUUUAUGAAGAGAUUGGAAAGAUAUGAGACAAAAGCUCCAGGUGUUCUAAAAUUCUAUCAAGAAAAGUUGGAUCAUGAGAAUUGA
This is a messenger RNA of Lactuca virosa, 1128 nucleotides long. The record is from the annotation of a GenBank genome assembly. Lineage: Eukaryota; Viridiplantae; Streptophyta; Magnoliopsida; Asterales; Asteraceae.